UCAUUCCAACAAGAACAGCAGAUUGAUAUCUCUGUUCUUCACCCUCGUCAGCAACUUCUCAGAGAAAGUCAAGCAAUGUGGCAGGAUACAUUGUUGAGUUCUGCCUUGGAAAUACUAGAUGAGACUCAGGCCUACUUGAAGCAGUUAGAGACACAUCUGCAGAGUGAAAAGGAAUCUGAGGUCUCUCAACCUGUGAGAAAUCAGGAGGAACAAAACCCUACUCUGAAAACGAAUGAACAAUCACCUAAAGAAAGUGAAAAUGCUGCUGAAAUCAUGUUUGAGAACCUGGAACAAGGAAAACAAUCAACGCCACAAGCAUCAGAAAUGUAUCCCAAUAUUGUGUGGUCUCCGGAAGACAAUCCACCAGCAGAUUUCAGUGGUUUCCAAGUACCCCUUUCUCCAGUGACCACUGCUGAAGUGAAACCUGGUGGAGAGCCUAUGAUGGAGUCCCUAGUCCCUCCAUGCCAGACAUCACCAGUUUGCCAUGAUACUGCAAUACCAGUAGGAGAGGAUGCGACUCCUGACUUCAGUGGAUUCCAGCAAACCCCUCCCAGGGUUACAACCCUGCGGAGCCGAGGGCCAGUACGACACAUUAGUCUUAGCCCAGUAUGGAAAUCAUUGGAAGAAGCAAACGAUAUGAUCAAGGAAUUUCGCCACAGGAGCCAAGCCUUUAGGACAUUGAAUCGACCUAAUCUGGCAGAGCUAUCACGUUCAAGUGUGGAAAAGGAAAAUGACUUGAAUCCUCAUGGAAAGGAAAUGUAGGAGAAACUGGCAAAUGAAGUCCUGUUAUUUGGAAUGUCCAUAUUGUAGUUCUGCGUCCUCUGCCAAGGCUAAUUUCGUGCUUCCCUUGAUCAGCACUAGGGGGGGAGGUAUGAAGAGGGCCGCAGAACAUUAGCUAUAGUACCCAGUA
Molecule: messenger RNA, 910 nt
Organism: Hyalella azteca
Lineage: Eukaryota; Metazoa; Arthropoda; Malacostraca; Amphipoda; Hyalellidae
Exons: 2
Coding region: 76-762 (228 amino acids)
Source: RefSeq, a predicted model, not a curated record